AUGGUGAAAUCCAAGAAAGCAUCUUCUCCCCAUUCUGCAGUAACCUCAAUGCCUUCUUCCCAAGAAGUUGCACUUCGUGUGGCUUCUUGCAAUCUUCGGGCAGACCUUUGCCUGGAGACGUUUGACCCUACUCUCCAUAUAAUGAUUGAGUUUUUAAAGAGUCAUCCUAUUCAUAAACCCUUAACUAAAUCAGUCAAGUUUCCUUUAAGCAUCAUUCAUAUGGCAUACUGCACUGCUGUUUAUAACUCUAAGGAAGAGUACAUUGAGUUCAACAUCAGUAAAGAUCACACUACGAAACUCUGUAAGGCUGAGUUCCUGAAAGCCAUUGGCCUUCCAGAGAGCAAGGAAAAAAAGACGUUAUAUGAACCCACAAACGAAGAACUCUUUGAUGUAUUUGAUCAAAUGGGUUAUUUACCUCCAAGGCUUGAAAUGACCCCAAACUUCAAGAAAGGUAAGCUUCCAGCCAUGUGGCAAUUUCUGGUGCACAUCAUUUUGCGAUGCCUUACAGGAAAGACUGGAGGAACUGACACACUAAGUAGGGUUUUACUUGUCUUUCUUUUUGGUCUUUACACUGGGAAAGAAGUGGACUUUGGAACCACUAUCUGGAAGGAUUUUGCUAGUUAUGUGUUUCCAAAGAAGAAGGAUAUUCCCUGUGCAAGGUUUUGGGCACUUGCACUCCAAAGGGGUUACAAGAAGCUGAAGUUCCCAUUACCUGAAGGAGACGAGAUGUUCUCUCCUCGCGCCUUAUCAAGGUAUGCUAUCCCAGAUCAAUCUGAAUUUGGGAAGGUUGCUCGUCUUCCCGAAGCAAUGCUUCAGUUUAUUGAAAAGAAUUCCAAAGUUCUCAUCAGACAUAUAAAGGAAACGGGUCCUCCAGAACCUGAACGCCCUACCCAAUCCUCACAACAUACUCCCAGUCCUACAAAACAAAAGAAAAAUGCCUUGAAAGUAAAGAAGACUACUGGUAAAAGAAAAGGCGAGGCCAUUCCUGCCCCUCAAGCCAAAAGAAAACCCCCAAAAUCCAUCCCAACCUCUCAAAAGGUGAAUGAUGUUGAAAAAAGAUCUACCGUUGGGUCACAAUCUCCCAUCUCUUCAUCCUCUCAAGAAGAUAACGUCUCACAAAAACAUUGGGAUAUAACACAUACACAACCCCUUUACUCUCACAAUGACAAUGGGGGUGUUGAAAAAAGUCAAGAUCAUCCCCCAGGGACACACUCACAUAUCAAAGAUCAAGGACCCCGAGGAAGACCAGCACACCGAUCCUUGCAAAAUGGGGGCUUUGGAGCAGCUAAUGGUGAGGCAGAGGUGAGAACAUCAGAGAAUGAGAGUGUAAGGCAAACACGAGAGCAGAGUGAAAGAAAAAUGUUAAGUGAGGCUGAGUCAAAGAAAGAAAAGGAGCGAAAGGAAUUAGUGAGAAUGUUGUGGGAGGAGCAACAAAAGAGGGAGGAGGAAGAGUGGGCCCGGACUUCUGCCAAACUUCUUGAGCAGGCCAUGUCUUUGGGGGCCUUUACAAAUACUGGUGAGGAAUAUGCUGAAGACAUGGAAGAGGAGUUAAUGUUCACUAUGGAUGAUGGACUCAUCCAAGACUCUGAAUCACCAUCCAUCACAGAGCCAGUCAAACCUUGUAACUCUAAAGUAUUCUUGGGAACUUCGGACACAGAAAGUGAACAUAUUGAGGAAGUUCCCAAUGGAGAGAUCAACACUCUUCCUACUAAAUGGAAGAAGAAGAAGUCCAAAUCUAUCUCCAGGGUGGGAUAUAAUUCCCUCAACCAGAAGCUAUCUGAGGUUCUAGAGGCUGUGAAGAAUAUCCCUCAAUCUGAGGAGGAAUUUGUCAGCAAGGAAGAGUUUGGGGAAAUGCAAAAGAUUGUGACAUCUUUAGCUCAGAGUGUUCCUAAUCUUGAGGCAAGGGAAGAGACUCUUUGGGAAUCAAUUGUAAACUCUACUGUGGAUGCUUUGAGGGACAUGGAGCAGAAGAGGAAUGCUGACACUUUUAAAUAUUUAGAUCAAAUGGAUGAGAUGGAGAAAACAGUGAAGGAAAUUCAACAGUCGUAUGAUGACCUCACCAACACCAUGGGCCACCAACAUGGAGAUGAGAUUGUCCGUAUAAGUGAGCAGCUCUGUGACUAUCGCAACAAAAAUAUAAUUCUUCAGGCUGUUUUGGUUAAAGUAAUGCAGUUUGCACAGCAACUGCCAAGACCCUGCAACGUAAGAUUUGAUGAAGUCCACUUUGCCAUGCAGAAAGUUCAAAAUUCUGUGGAUAUACUUCCAAAGACUCUAUGCAAUGAUGAGCUAAGCAAACAGGUUCAACAAUCGUUCUUAAAAGUGUUUGAGCUUAUAGAGGACUUAAAAGGUUCAAGGGUCGAGGAUGAAGCUGGAUUUUCCUCAACAAAAUGGGGAGAAGAUAAUAACGUGGUGAUAACAGAAACUUCUGAGGAAACACAUCCUCCUCCUCCUCCUCAGAUAGAUGAGGUAUCCAAACCUCGACCACCUUCAAAGAUCACAAUUCCUGAAACGAGUCUUUUGAAGACCUUUCCAGUGUCUGAGGAAGAGAAGAAGCAAACGGAGUUGGAACAUGAACUCCUUGCCAAGCAGAUACCUGAGGAUCAGCAACAUGCUUUAUCCCCUUUGGUCUAUGUUAUCAGACAAUUGAGGGAUAAUGAGCUUGUGCCCAAACAAACUACGGCUCCUCACUCCUCCGAUGAAUAUCAGUGGGAUAUACCCAUGUCUCCAUAUGCACGCUAUUAUUCAGUUUUCCCACCACUACAUCCACACCUCUCAAGGGAAAUGCAAAUCCCAAUUGAGCUGAACCGACUAGAGGAGUUUUUCAAGGCUCAUGCUCAGCCCCCAAAAGAUGUAUGGUCUCUCCGGAGGAUCAUAAGAGUUGUGGGAUGUAAGAAGAAGUCUUUUCAGAAGGAAGACUACUUCAGUUUCGAAGUGAUGCGAAGCGAUAACAAAAAAUAUUUCUUCUCUGAAGCCGAUUUUCCUAACCUCAAUCCUAACGACUUAUACGUGAUUGCCAAACACUUCCAGACCAAACUCCUCACUCAUCAACCUUCCCGAUUUCCCUUUCUCCAAAUCCAGAGAUUUCUAAGGUCUCUGACCUAUGAUCUUGGCAGCAUUGAUGCAGAACGGUUUGAUAGCUUUGUGGAUAAUCCACCCGAAGAGAUGAACCAAUAUCUUGAAGGAAUUGAAAACAGACAUCGAGGACCUACCGAGGAUCCUGAACUGGGGAUAAUCUUCUCUAAUGAAAAGGAUAGUCCGAGGCUCUUUUUUAGAUUAAAACAGAAGCAUCGAUGCACAACAGAGUUCCUUGAAAAGAUGAUAAAUCUUACCUUAAGACCUCGUGAAAAACAAGAUCUGAACAUGAAUGUCUUUUUUGCAUUGAAAACUCUCGGCUUGCUGAGAUCGGAAGAUAUUGAACAUGAUAUCCUUCCCAAAAAACCACAACAUUAUGUUCUUCUCACAAAUUACUGUAUGGAUGUAAUUGAUAAGGAAAAACUGCAAAGGAUCAUCAUGUUUUGAAAAUGAGGAAAGUCGCAGGUUGCAAUCAAGAAGAUGAAGAGAAAUGUAUUAUGUAUGAAAUUGCACGAAGUUAAGUCCCUGUGGAAAUUUGAAUCAUCUCAACAUCAUAAAGCUCAAG
Messenger RNA from Lactuca saligna, 3637 nucleotides. The record is from the annotation of a GenBank genome assembly. Lineage: Eukaryota; Viridiplantae; Streptophyta; Magnoliopsida; Asterales; Asteraceae.